Molecule: messenger RNA, 2786 nt
Organism: Talpa occidentalis (Iberian mole)
Lineage: Eukaryota; Metazoa; Chordata; Mammalia; Eulipotyphla; Talpidae
Gene: FAM149B1
Product: family with sequence similarity 149 member B1
Exons: 13
Coding region: 84-1832 (582 amino acids)
Biological process (GO): protein localization to cilium; cilium assembly
Source: RefSeq, a predicted model, not a curated record
GGCCGGAGCCAGCGGGAGGGCCAGGCCCGGAGGCCCCGGCCCUGGCGUGCCCACCCCGGCCGCGGCUGAGGAGGAAGUGGAGGAUGAUUUCCAGAUACACCCGGAAGGCGGUGCCACAGAGCUCGGAGCUGAAAGGAAUAACAAAACAUGCCCUUAAUCAUCAUCCCCUUCCAGAGCAGCUGGAUGAAAUUUCCUCCACCAAUGACAGCCAUGAAAAAGACACAACUUCCCAAAGUGAGUCUGACAUCACACAAGAAUCACCUUUUACAUCAGCUGACACUGGGAAUUCAAGGUCUGCUUUUCCAAGUUAUACAGGCACAGGGAUCUCUACUGAAGGAAGCUCAGACUUCUCCUGGGGAUAUGGUGAACUUGAUCAAAAUGCCACUGAAAAAGUACAAGCAAUGUUCACAGCCAUUGACGAGCUCUUGUAUGAACAGAAGUUGAGUGUAUAUACUAAGGGUCUACAAGAAGAGUGCCAACAAUGGACACACAGCUUUCCUCACCUCAGGAUUCUAGGUAGGCAGAUAAUCACUCCGAGUGAAGGUUAUGAACUGUAUCCUAGGUCUCCUGCUGUUUUAGCUUCACAUGAGGCAAUACUGUCUCAAGAAAGAGAUUCUACUAUAUUUGGCAUAAGGGGAAAGAAGUUACAUUUUUCAUCUUAUGUUCAGAAAGAAUCUUCCACUGCCAAAUCCCCUAGCUUGUGUUCUCCUGAAAAUGGAGAGGAAGACUGUGUAAUCUUCUCCGAAGGAAUAAUAGAGGAAUACCUAGCAUUUGACUGCACAGAUACGGAAGAGGGGUUUCAUGGGAAGAAAUCAGAAGCAGCUACAGAGAAACAGAAAUUAGGGUACCCUCCCAUUGCUCCAUUUUACUGCAUGAAAGAGGAUGUCCUUGCUUAUGUAUUUGAUGACGUGUGGAGCAAGGUCCUGGGCUGUAUGGAGCAGUUGACACGUAAUCACUGGGAGGGAUUUGCUUCUGAUGACGAGAGUAAUGUUGCAAUCACAAGACCAGCCUCAGAAAGCCCCUGUGUGCUGAAUGAACUACAACCUUUGGUCCUACCUCGAGUGCCACAGUCUAAGGUGCUAUCCAUGACCUCAAAUCCAAUGAGUCUCUGUCAAGGAGCAAGUGGUCAUCAGCCAAAUGUGAAUGGUCUCUUGGUUCAUGGGAUGCCUCUACAGCCAAGAAAUCUCUCCCUAAUGGACAAGCUCCUAGAUCUUGAUGACAAGCUACUUUUGAGGCCUGGGUCCAGUACCAUCCUUUCAACUCGAAAUUGGUCAAAUCGAGCCCUGGAGCUUAGUACAUCAUCUCUGUCAUAUACAGUGCAGUCCGGCAGGAGACGAAAUCCCCCACCACGUACCCUUCAUCCCAUCAGCACAAGCCAUUCACGCGCUGGAACACCAAGACCUAUGGACGAAAUCCUCAGAGGAUCCCGAGUAAAACCCAUGGUGAUACCAAUCGAGCUCGAAGCGCAGCAGUGGAUGAGCCUAACCAUCAGCAGCCUCAGGAGAAGCUCCUCUUACCUGACUUUUUCUCCAGGCCCAACACAACUCAGUCAUUUUUGCCAGAUACACAGUAUCAUCGUUCACAUGCUGUUGAGUAUCCUUAUCAGGACCGACCUGGUAGGGGAUCUGCAGGGACAGGUCCUCAGUUACAUGGGUCUACAAAAUCUCAAAACAGAACUGGACCAGUCUCUAGAACCAGGUACGGACCACAAGGCAAAUGAGAAGACGCUGCUUCGCUACAGGCAAUGUCUGGGAAAAUUUCAUGUAUCAGUGUUCAGUCAUCUUGUGAUGUGGAGCUUGUAUAUAAGAGACAACUUGAAACCACCUUCAUGAAGAGUUAUUUUGGUACCACUAACUGAGGAGAAAAACCAGAAUAUCUGCCAAAGAUAUGGGUACUGUUUCUGAUUUUCAAUUACUGUCUUCUUUCAGCAUAAGUCAGCCUAUCCUACUAGACAGUAAAAUUUGUACCAAAAGAUGUAACAAAUGAGUAAUUACCCCCAAAUCACUGCUCAUGUUGUCUGUUAACAAUGAUCAGUUCAAUUACUGUAGGAUUCUAUGAGACUACACAUACAUACAAAAAAGCAGUAACUGACUUCUAUAACAUCAUCCCUGGCUUUGGAAUACUUCUAUGUGUAUUAAUUUCUGGAAAAUCAGUACUCAUUUUUAAGUCAUUUUGGGGAGGUAAUGCUGCCAAAAAUCUGAACUAUUCAUCAAAUAGAUGUCAUUCCUAAAACUUUCUCAUUAGAUGUUCAAUCUCAAAGACAGGGAAAGGGUAACUAAAGACAUAAAUGUUGAGCAUUGAUGCAGAGUAUAUAUAUAAUCAUAUUUUUUUUUCAGAUGGGACAGCUCAAGCUCACAAUGCCUGCUUAAUAUCAGGUUACACUUAUUCCUAAAGUAUUUUAUUGGUCAUUCCCAUCCCCCAUACCCCACCAUAGGAAAUUUACCUUGAGAAAUUUUGUCAUUAUAGCUCUAAGUCAGUCAAUUAAAAAAUAAGUUAGACUCUAUUAGUGACCAAGCAAGAUACAAGUACUCAGAAUUUGAGAAACCCUGGCAAUUAAUCCAUUUUUCUAAUUUUACCAUGGACCUUUCCUUGUGUGCACUCAUGAAUACAGCAAUGGUUUUAACUAUGACUUAAAUUUAUUUCAUUUAAAUUUCACUGAAUUUCAAUUUUGAUGAUCAUACUUAUUUUAAUCAUAUUGUUAAUCUUCAGAGUGGAUAAAUUUAAAUGAUCAUAAAUUAGGGUAAUUUUUUAAUUAUAUCAAAGUGUUCUAAUGCUAUUAAAAUAUU